GCCAGUCUUUCGAUGCUCCCGCCCGCCGGGCCCCCUUUGGCCAGUAAAGUCAGCAUGAUGGGUGUCUAGCCCUGUUUGGCAAGCUAGGCGAGCCCCAUAAUUUCGCUACGCACAAUUCUCGCCGACUUUGGUGAAUAGUCUUUGGAACUGGAUAUCUCGACGACGACAACCUCAAGCUUCACUCUCCCCGGUCAAUUUUCACGCCAAAACCUCCAUUCACAAUGUCUACCGCCCAGGAGCUCUCCAACAUUUCCUCGGACCUGAUCUGGGAGAUCGUCCGUGACAACAACUGCUUCUCCGCCAAGAGCAAGAAGAACGGCGGUGUUCAGUUCUCCCGAGACCCCCUUAACCUGACCAACAAGACUUCUCGCAAGCACGCUGGUUUCGUCAACGACAAGGCCCUCGGUAUCACCUCUGGCGAGAAGGGUGCUAUUGUUGUCACCUCCAAGAAGGCCCAGCCCAACAAGCCCGCCCAGAACCUUGUCAAGACCUCUUACAGUGGAUCCAAGAGCAACCGCAAGACCUACCAGGCUGUUGCCAACCAGGCUGCCAAGAACGGUUACCGUGCUGACCUCCGCUCCGCUGCCGUUGAGCGUGCCUCCGCCCUCAAGAAGUCCAACAAGCCCGUCAAGCCCGAGCCCGAGCAGAAGCUCCGUGGCAACAAGGCCAAGAAGGCCGCCGCCGCCGCUGAGGAGAACUAAGCUGUCUAAUACCAAGAUAGAAAUGUAUUGUGAAUAAGGCUGGGGUAUGAAGCUAGGGAGGCAAGCUGCAUAGCCCACAACUGAUGAAAAAGAGAUCAGUGUGGGAAUAGCACAUGAACCGAGGUCUCUGGGUCAUUCACUGCUGGAGUUAGUGAGCUUAAAACGAAUGAAUAUCUCGCUGGCAAUAUCGCCGGCAACCCAAAAUUUGUUUCUCAGAACAAGAGAGUGAGUGUAUGUUGGUGAAUGUAUGAUGGGGGUCAUAUCAACGACAAUUGAGGCUGAACUACGUUUCGAUAUACUGUACCUUCAGUGACGUAGCACAACAAGAGUCUCAGCCAAUAAUUAAAUACAUGAACGGCAUGGACGGUCUGGACAAAGUCCGCAUUAACCACGUCUCUGAUCAUCCA
This is a messenger RNA of Fusarium verticillioides 7600, 1108 nucleotides long. RefSeq names its product ribosomal protein L28e. The coding region runs from base 222 to 701 and encodes 159 amino acids. Gene Ontology annotation, cellular component: ribosome; cytosolic large ribosomal subunit. The transcript is spliced from 5 exons. Gene Ontology annotation, molecular function: structural constituent of ribosome. NCBI's taxonomy places the organism in Eukaryota, Fungi, Ascomycota, Sordariomycetes, Hypocreales, Nectriaceae. The record is from RefSeq and is a predicted model, not a curated record. Gene Ontology annotation, biological process: translation.